CGGAAAAAACAGCGGGCUUGUUUGAAACUGAGAGGUAGAAGACGCCUCGGUAGUCAUUGACAACCGUGUGAUUCGUACCAGAUAGUUUGUUUUGGUUUUUGUUGAAAAGGCUUUAAAGUGUACUCUACCGUUGAAGCAUGCAGUGACGCACUUGGGUAAAGUGACAAGACGCUGAAGGAUGUCAACAGCAGACAGGGGGACGGAAAACAUCAGUGUUUAUUAUGUGGCUAACGCUAGCUUAGAUAUAUACAGUAGCUGCUAUCUGCCUGGUUAGCGAGCUAUCGAUAAAGUCCCAAAAUGUCCUCUGAAGACGACUCUCGCGUCCUGGUUCUGGAGGAGCAGGUACAGAGUUUAUCAGACGAGUUACUGCAGUGCCAGGCAGACAAGGAGUUUGUGUGGUCCCUAUGGAAACGCCUGCAAGUGGCAAAUCCAGACUUGACCCAGGCUGUCAGCUUGGUGGUUGAGCGCGAGAAGCACAAAGCUGAGAUGAAGGACAGAAAAGUGUUGGAGAUCCUUCAGUCCAAAGACUACAAGAUACAAGAGCUGGAACAGAAAGUGACUGGAUGGCAGCAUGAAAUAAACAACUUGUUACAGAGGAGGACGACAGCAGACGAGGAGAAUGACUUAAUGAAGAAGGAGCUGACGACUUUACGUGAAAAACUGGCCAUAAAGAGUCAAGAGGAUCAGGAAAUUAAGACGGAGAGUAGGAGGAAAGAGGAGGAGGAUCGGCAGGUGGUGCAGGCUCUAGAGGAGGAGAAAGAGGGAUUAACUUCCCGCUGCGGCGCCCUGCAAGCUGACCUGGAGGAGAAAGAGAGGCAGGCCAACAGCCAGCGAGAACAGAGGGAGGCUGCCCAGGCCAGAGUCAGGGAGUUGGAGGAGAAGCUACACAAUGCCUGGCAAGAGUUGUCCAGUCUGCAGAGCCACAGUAGUAGUCUAGCAGCACAGCUAUCUUCCAAAGAGAGGGAGUUAGCAGCAAAAGAGGGCCCACUCCAUCAACUCCGUCGUGACUAUGCAGAAGUGCAGACCCUGUACAGACAGAGCACUGAGCACGCAGCAGAGCAGAGCCAUCUGAUCAAGCAACUGGAGGGACUCAACCUCGACACACAGAAAGUCCUGAGGAACCAAGAGGAGGCCCAUACUGCUGACACUACCUGCUAUCAGAGGUUGUAUAAGGAGUUGAGUCAGUGCUACCAGGCCCUCACAUCGAGCGAGGCCAGCCUCCGUCAGAGUCACCAGGAGCUCAGCAGCCUUCUGGCUCAGAAAGACCAACAUAUCCUGCAACUCCAGGCCCAGCUACAACAGCAGCAGAAGGAACAAAUACAACAACAGCAACAUGCUCAGCACACAGUUCUUCACUCCUCGCCGAACAGACAAACCAACUUAAAGGCAGUGGUUUCAGAGCAGGUUGAUGGUGCAGCUCAGAGGUGUAGCCCUGAUUCUGAGUGGGGCUCCACUCGAGCCUCCGAUCCCAGGCCAGAGGAUAAGACCCUUCAACGCAGAUCCACCGGUUCUGUCAGAAGACAGCAGGGUGAACCUGUGCAGCGGUCCAGGUCUCUGUCCCCUGCCAGCAGUGUGGAGUUGGGCUGUAGGAGGAAAGGGGGGGCAGAACAGAGGAUUCAAGACCUUGAGGAGCUGCUGCAAUUAAAGAUGCAGGAGAAUGACGAGUUGAGGAGGGCACAUGAUAAACGUCGUGAACGGCUUUGUCUGAUUCAGAGCAACUACAAGACAGUCAGAGACCAACUGAAAGAGAUGGAGAAAUCGGCCGUCCUGCCAGGUGGAAGGAUGCAGCGUGCAGAACCAUGGCAGCUAAGACAAGAGAACAGCGAUUCAGUGUGGAAUGAGCUAGCUUACUUGAAAAACCUCACCAGGAAACUCAACAUUGAAAAAGCUGGCCUGGAGGAGGAGCUGGACAUGCUAAAAGUCCAGGCUGCUAUGGAUCGAGCCACGGUGAAGGAGCUCCACCUGUGUCUUGCUGAGGAACACCAAGAAUUGCUUUGCAAAGUGGUGGAGGAGCGCCAGGUCAAAAGCAGCACUCCGAAAAAGCUUUCUGUUUCUUCAGAGCGAUUGGAACAGUCAUUUAAAAAGAUUGAACAGCUGGAGCAAAGGAUGAUGUCUCUGAAGGAAGAAACAGAGAGACUGAGGGAAGAGAAAGAGCAGCUACUUGAGGCUAAGGAAGACUUGGCUCACGACUGCCGCAGACUCAAAGCCUCACUGGACCAUGUGCGAACCCAGGAAGCUGUCCGUGAAGAGGCAGCCCAGGCCCAGGCUCUUGCUCAGGGAGAGCGGCAUCGCAGCGAGUUCAUGGCCCUAGAAGCCCGGCUCACUGCCUCUCACAAAGAGGCUACCAAGCUUCAUCAUCAGUUGCUGAAGCUGAGACAGGAGUUAGGGAUCCUCAGAGCAGCCAGGGAUUUCUAUAGGAACCGUGCAGCAGGACCUACACGGGCAGGUGGGAGCGUCAGCAACAUUAGCAACAAGGUCAAAUUCAAAACAACAAGACCCAGAGGUCCACUCCAGCAGCGCAGCCACCGUACAGUCAGCCCCAAUCAAGCCAUCAGACGGCAAGGCCGCAGCCCCAGUCCCACUAAGGACGAGUGGGAGGACAUGAGCAUCGAUAGUGACAGCGGUGACGAGUACUCUGACAGUCUGAACAGUGAGCCCUCACACUCCAAACACUCCAUGAGAAAGUCCUACAGGUGUUCACUGAUGUCAAACACAGACGCACCAGCAGCGGGAUCUUACAGGAAACAACCCGAUGUUCUGGCUCAAGACGAUGAACAGCAUGAGCCCUGGGACCGAGGGACGGGAGGAGAGAAGAUGAGGUGGAGGAGGAAGAGGAUGCUAAUGAAGACCCAGCGCUGCUCCUCCUCUUUUCUGCAGCAGCGUAUAGAGUCCCUGCAGCGUCACAUUGACAUACUGCAAAGUGCCAGGAAGGAUGCUGUGCGUUCAGCCAGAGAGCUGCGAAUUGCCAACGAGAAGAUCACGGUGCAGCUCAACUCCCUCACGGAGAAACUGUGCAGCAGCAAGCAGCUCACACAGAAGCUGACCUCUGACUUGGCUGGGAUGGAGCAGCAGAAAAAGGUUCUGGAGAUGGAGCUGGAGCAGUGGAGGAAAAUCCAAUUCCCCCAGCAAUCUGCACCAGCACCAGCACCCCCAGUAAACACGGAGUGCUCCUGCCAGGGCAGGUCCAUGCCCACCACAGCUGAUACAGCCUCCCAGGCGCUUGGGGCGGAAGUGAAACAGCUUCAAACCAAACUAAAGAGUGCAAGUGUGGAGGUCACAAGGCAGGUGGCGGCUAACAAAGCCCUGCGAGGCCAACUCCUGGAGAAGGAGGACAAGCUCCGCCAGCUACAGGACAAGACGAGCCACACAGAGAGAGAUGUGAACAUGAAGAGGCAGCUGGUGGAGGACUUGAAGACGAGACUAAAGGUUCUGCAGGAGAUGGAGAAAAGUUACCGAGGGCAGGUGGAGGAGCUUGAGAAGAAGGUGAAGACUUUAUUAGAAGAGGCCACCAACAGGAAAGCUCUCAUUGAAUCCCUGAAAAGGAGACUGAAUGUUGCAACCACAGAGAAGGGCCAGUAUGAGGCCUCCUGUUCAAAACUGAAGGAGGACCUAGAGAAAAAGGAGCAGCGAAUGCAUGUCUUGCAGGCUCGUUUGGGAGCAAGUGAGCAGGCAUUGGUUGCACUGGAACAGACCGCUACGGAGCAAAUGGAGGGGUUGACCCAGCAGAGCUCCAAUGCUUUGGCCAGGCUUCAGAGACAGCUCAGCCAGACCUACUCCCAUUUGGAGCAGCUUCAUUCUUUUAUCAAGGCCCUGGCCAGUGAAAUACUUUUAGACGUUCAAGAGGUCAAGCAGCAGUUGAUGAAGAGGAGGAGGUCGAGGCAGGCCAACACUGUGGCAGCAAAGAGCAGCCUCUCAGCCAAGUCCAUGAUCAAAGCCAAGUCCAUCGCUGCCUCCAUCCUCAAUAUGUCAGAGAAUGAUCUCGCGGACAUAAUGGACACUGACCAGGCGACAGAGGACCAUUCAGAGAGUCCAGGAGACCAGGAGUGGCUGGAACACCUCAACCACAUCCUCCAGCAGAAGAUCCCUUCUGCCGGCCAGCUAAUGGAGGCUGUGCGCGUGAAGAUGAAGGAGAGGAAAGUGCUGACAGAAGAGCUGGCCACACUCACAACACCAGUCAGCGAAAAAGCCUGACUCCCUGGGCUGAGGCUGGGAAAACUGUCAUCCUCUUCUUUUUUCUCCCUCCCUUCCCCUCUCCCUCCUCGGUUCCCGCUCGGUGGGAGUUGGGCUGAGCCAAGCUGAGCCGGGGCAGCAGAACCAAUAUUUGUGAGAAUAGGGCUGUCGACUCACUCUGGGUCCACUGGCUCAACACAGCAGUCCUGCUUUUGUAAAUGAGCCCUCGACAUCUGUGUUAGCGCUCAGUGCACUAUGUCUAUCAGACAGGGCCCUUUAGCGCCAAGCUAAUUUACAGUGCAGCCACUCUCCCCCACUCUCCACACAGACCUGGGGUGAUAAAGCAAAUGCUUACGCUAAUGUUCAAGUAACAGUUUUUUUUUUCAGCUCUCUUUUACCUUUUUCCUUAAUUUAUUUGGCACCUCAAGGACCUUAGGGUGCAUGGACUUGACCUAGCAAUGCCAAGUCGACACUUUGAGAAAGUGAAGAGUGCAGCACAGAGCAGAGUAUUCACUGUUAGAGGGAAGAUCCAUUUAUCAUACCUUUAUAAAUGACUAAAUAAAGGCGGUUUAAUUUUAUUUAAUGCACUCCCUACUAUUUAUUUGGAAGGAUGUUGUCUUUGUUAGGGAUUUUUUUAAAGAUUUGCUAAUGAUUUUUCUCUGUAAGUAUUUGUUCCUUUUUAAUUUAAGGGGUGAUUAUGUUAAUUAUUCAUGUUUUUCUUUUGUAAAACAAUUUCAGAUUUCAAAAUAAAGCCCAUUUCACUUCC
This is a messenger RNA of Labrus bergylta (ballan wrasse), 4936 nucleotides long. The record is from RefSeq and is a predicted model, not a curated record. Lineage: Eukaryota; Metazoa; Chordata; Actinopteri; Labriformes; Labridae.